AGGUGCAGAAUCUUCAACCCACAGGGGCCCGUGCUUUCCACAUGCCGGGUUCCACCCAUGGGUCCUGGCAGGCACGGCGCAAUCGCCGUGACAGGAGAAGAGGAUGGACGAGCUCUCUAAAGCGUCGUACACUGUCACGAUCAGUCCGGGACGCAGCACUGUCGUACAACGGCUCGAGAUGCCGAAGCGCGGGCGACCGAGGGCGCCGGGCCGCGGGGCCCCUUCCCCCCAACUAUCUACUGGAGACGAAGAGCAGGGGGGCGUUCCCCAGCUUACCACAGCGUCUCUACCGCCGCCGUCGCCGCCGGCGACGGCGGCGGUUGCGUCGAACGUGCCUAGGUUUGAGGUCCCUUUAGAUAUUCGCUCUAUUCCGGAUCUGUGGCUCCUGUGGAGAUACGGAAGGGCUGGCAUGCCUUCAAUCGAGUCACUCGAGGCUAACUAUGGUGCUGCUUGGCGCCCUAAGUCGCAGAAGUCCGUCUUCUGCGGUCGAAAGGCAAUCGUCGACUUCAUCCUGGGCAAGUCGCGCGAGCGGGGCGGCGCAGAAAGCGCCGCCGAACAGUCGCGUGUUAUCGCGCAAAUGGAGGAGCUGUGCCCCAAGUGGUCUCUUGACAAGGUCACGAAGGCUAUCAAGAACGGAGAUCUGGAGCGUAGAUGGCCGCCGGAAGCGUGAAAAGGGGGUUGCCUGGCUGUUCCUCUUCUUUUCGUUCUUUUGGU
This is a messenger RNA of Parathielavia appendiculata, 714 nucleotides long. RefSeq lists its product as uncharacterized. Lineage: Eukaryota; Fungi; Ascomycota; Sordariomycetes; Sordariales; Chaetomiaceae. The transcript has a single exon. Bases 104 to 670 code for a protein of 188 amino acids. The record is from RefSeq and is a predicted model, not a curated record.